This is a messenger RNA of Mangifera indica (mango), 821 nucleotides long. RefSeq names its product putative GEM-like protein 8. NCBI's taxonomy places the organism in Eukaryota, Viridiplantae, Streptophyta, Magnoliopsida, Sapindales, Anacardiaceae. Bases 1 to 705 code for a protein of 234 amino acids. The record is from RefSeq and is a predicted model, not a curated record. The transcript is spliced from 3 exons.
AUGAAGAAAACUCUUGCAGAACAAGUAAUGGGAAUUUCAAUGGCCUCAACGACCUAUCCUUUUAAGAGCUCACCAAGGAGAUUAUUACCUGAACCAGCUAGCCAAGACCUUGUUCCAUCUUCUGCAAAUAAACGGGUGGUUCAGCUUGGGAAAAAACUAACAAAUUUCCCCUGGGAGUUCCAGAGCAUGUUUAAAAGGAGUAUUGAUGAUGUAAUUUAUCUGAAAUUUUUUUGUGGUGCUGCAGUGAGAUUGGGACCAAAGAUCACUGAAAUUGUGAAAGCAAAGUUGAGGUUAGGAGCAAGAAUUCUUCAAGUAGGAGGCAUGAACAAAGCGUUCAAGAAGGUAUUUAGUGUUGGAGAAGGAGAAAGAUUGUUGAAGACUUGCCAGUGUUUUUUAUCAACAACAGCUGGUCCUAUAGCUGGUCUCUUAUUUAUCUCCACUCACAAGGUUGCCUUCUGCAGUGAAAGAUCAAUCAAGUUCUCUUCUCCAAAUGGGGAAUUGAUUAGAGUCCAUUACAAGGUGGUGAUACCAGUAAAUAAGAUAAAGAUAGUCAACCAAAGUGAAAACAUGAAGAAGCCAUCACAAAAGUACAUAGAGAUAUUGACAGUAGAUAAUUUUGAUUUCUGGUUUAUGGGUUUCUUAAAUUAUCAGAAAGCUUUAAAACAACUCCAGCAGGCAAUUUCUCAAGCUCAAAUCAAGUGCUAGCGCAUGUUAUGCCCUCUGUUUCAUCGGAUGUAAUUGAUAAGGAAGGUUAACCUGACUGGUUAAUUGCAGAUAUUGUACAAAAUUUUGCUAGUAGUGAGAAUGCUUCUUUAUAAUCA